Molecule: messenger RNA, 1148 nt
Organism: Hordeum vulgare subsp. vulgare (domesticated barley)
Lineage: Eukaryota; Viridiplantae; Streptophyta; Magnoliopsida; Poales; Poaceae
Product: protein WIR1A-like
Exons: 3
Coding region: 76-393 (105 amino acids)
Source: RefSeq, a predicted model, not a curated record
CUUCUUCGACCAGCAAGCAUCACAACAUCUCAAAGCCUCGCUCGAAUCAUUAGCCAGCAGCCUCGAAUCAUCAUCAUGGCUUCAACCGGCCGUCGUCCCAGGGUGCUCUUGCAGAUCGCUCUCUUCGUCGUCGUCGCGGCGGUCAUCAUCAACAGCUCGGUCUGCCUUGGAGCCGUCGCAGGCUCUGGUGCUCUCGACACUAACCGCCCUGAUUUCCCGCCGCCGGGUGGUGUUCCAUACCCCGGCCGGAAGUGCAGCACACUUUACAAAUGUCGUGGUGGUGGACCACCCGCAGGUAGAAAGGCGGGCUACAACAAGGUGGGAUUGAUUCUAAGGAUCAAGGGAAAAAAGAAGAGGAGAGAAAAAAAAAGGGAACAUCAUCCCAGAAAAUAACCACAUAACUUCUCCCGUUGAUUCCCCGAAUGGGUGCUCGAGGCAGGCUGCUCCUGCCUGCCUCCAGAACUCUAUGGUUGCUUGGACCGAGUUGUUUAUGUUGCUGACGGCCGCUGUCAUUUCUCUGAAAGUCCAAUCGUUUCGCUCCUUUCAAAUCUCCAUCACGUCGGAGAUUUGGAAGGAGCGAAACGAAUUACUAUCAUAGUCCUAAUGCCUUUUCUGUGUUCUGGCUUGUCCUUGCUAAUCAUCUGCACUAUGAUGUCUUCUCACUUGGUCCUUUCAUUCCAUGCCGAUGGGUGGAGCGAAGCACAGCCCUUUCGUGCCGACGAAUGUGUCCAUACUGCCAAUGCCCUCGUACAUUGCGAGAACAAAUGUACUGUCGAUUCCAGAUUUCGGAGGCAAAGUUGGCAGAAGCAUCCGUUUGGCCAUCCUCUCCUUUGCAGGCGAUCAUUGCACCAAAGCCUGUUUCUCAUGAGUAGCCAGGUGAAAAAAAUUAAUCUAGCUGGCGCCCAAGUAGCCCAAAUAAGCUUCCUAAAUGAUGAUUUUGUAAAGCCCCGGAACUGGGCCUUAUAUAUGCUGAACUGGCGGAGUAUACUGCUGACGCCUCGUGUAUCCAAGUGAUGGUGUCCCUUGUGUUCUCCUGGAGGUGUAACUUCCUGGUCUGCAACCAUCUGUGUAGUCUGAUUGCCUCGGCCCAUACAUGUGCAGUGUCUCCGUGGGCAAGGUCAGCUAUCCAAGUCUCGUUUUGGAGUGCC